Messenger RNA from Sphaeroforma arctica JP610, 1485 nucleotides. RefSeq lists its product as hypothetical. The transcript has 6 exons. Gene Ontology annotation, molecular function: protein binding. Gene Ontology annotation, cellular component: cytoplasm; membrane. Bases 114 to 1373 code for a protein of 419 amino acids. Lineage: Eukaryota; Ichthyosporea; Ichthyophonida. The record is from RefSeq and is a predicted model, not a curated record.
CACACUCUUAGUAUACUGAAGUAUCACUUUCGUUUCACUCCCUUUGCCCCACAUAUUUGUAUAGAACUCGACUUGUGAAGUCGGUGAUCGCUAGUUAGUCAGUCUUUUGUUGCAUGAGUAAGAAGGUGCCCCUACCCGUCCUUACUGGACAACGUCUGCGGACUCGAAAACGCGAUGAGAAGCAGAAAUUCGACCCUGGAGAGUUUCGCGACGCUGUUGUUACUGGCCUGAACGAGGCCGAGGGAGAUUGGGAUAAAUCGUCCCGAUUCUUGGACCUAGCAGGAAAUAAACUUGAUUUCAACCGGUACGGUGAGACCCUAUUUGACAUCCUCUUUGCCGGUGGCAUCCUUUCGGCCGGUGGUAGUAUCAGCGACGAUGGCGUUGGCAAGACCACGUUCUGCGUGUUUGAGAUGGAGACGGACGAGAAGCUCCUGAAGAUGGUUGAGACCUUCGACAAGCUGACUCGGCGCUACAAGUAUCUCAUCCGAACUAUGAACGACAACUUGAGGAAAAACUUCAAGUAUCUGAACAUCUUCUCGGAGGUGCAUUUGGAGCGCCUGGCCAAGUUUAUUGGACAUGUGUUGUCCACGCGUGAUCAGCAGAUGAUUGAACCCACGGUACUCAAUGGGCUGCUUGUCGAGCACUUGGUUAAAGAAGAGAUGUCCUUGAACUUCAUCACGAUUGUGUUCAAGAAUUGGCUAAGUAAGGCUUCCAUCGAGUCCUUUGCUCAGGUCAUGAAGAAGGCUGGCCUGGACGGACGUCUGAUUGACUUCUUCCCCAACGGAAAGAACAAUGCGGCAGCGAUUGAGGAGCAUUUCAACUCGGCCGGUUUGCCCAAGGUGAUUGAGUACUUUAAAUCCCGACAGCUGAGCCGGGAGAAGUAUCAGUUUAAACAGGACAUCAAGCAGAAGUUCGAGGAUGAAGCGCCUCAGGCGGAAAUUAUUAGUACUGGUAAGACCUUCCAAACGGCCCAGAACCUCGCAGACGAAGAUAUGAUUGGUCUGAUUUUCAACUCCAUGAUGGGGACGGUGGACUGGAACCGUAAUAACAAGAGCACGGACCUGCUGGAGAAGGAUGCCUUGAACUUUAUCAAUGCCAACAGCAAGAUUCUGCUCGCGUUCUGUGAGACCCCUCGGGCUCAGCUGACGCUAAUGCUUCGCAUUCAGGGCUACUGCUACGAUAACGGACCUUUCAUGAAGAUCUUCCAAAAGAUCACAAUGUUGUUGUACAACAAUGAUAUCUUAGAAGAGCCUGCUAUCCAGAAAUGGUACAGGGACGGUCACAGUAUCAAGGGAAAGUCUGUUUUCCUGAAGCAGAUGGCGCCGAUGAUUGAGUGGCUCAACAAUGCCGAAUCCGAAAGCGAGGAGGAGUGAAGAUAGGUGCCUGUUAGCGACGCCUGAAAUGACAAUUUAAAACCGUCUACUGUCAGAGUGAGAUGGACCCAAUAAACCUUACAGUAAAAUCUCCGCAGCCCUUUACUACAAU